Phlebotomus argentipes is the source of this 1375-nucleotide messenger RNA. Its product is annotated as lysosomal-associated transmembrane protein 4B. Lineage: Eukaryota; Metazoa; Arthropoda; Insecta; Diptera; Psychodidae. Gene Ontology annotation, cellular component: lysosomal membrane. The record is from RefSeq and is a predicted model, not a curated record. The coding region runs from base 6 to 1169 and encodes 387 amino acids. The transcript has 6 exons.
GUGCGAUGCGCGAAGUGUUGACGAAACUGACGAAUGACGCACUUUGUGGAAUAAAUGUGGAACGCGCAAGAGAGGAAAAAUGGAAGAUUGACGUUCAGAGUAUUUUUGUCCAUUGGAGAGAAAGUUGGAAAAAUUCGUACAAAUUUGUGUGCAUCGAAGAACUGCCACUUCAAAGCAAUAGGGGAUUUUGUGAGAUGUUAAGGAUCAGAAUCAAAAUGGGUCCAUCGCGAAAUAAGGAAUGGAGCUGCUGUUUCGGUCUGCACGUUCGCACGGCGACAAUUAUCAUUGGCGUUUGGCACUUGUGCCUGAAUCUGCUGUGUCUGGCCGUGCUGGCGGCGAUCAUGCGGAAUCCCGUGAUGAUGCAGGAGUUGGAGAAUGGCUAUGAGGAUGUGACGACGCUAGACGACGAGGCGCCCGCCUUGCCGACGCCGCUCAGCAAAAUCGAUCCUCCGUACGCUUUUCGCGAUCACUCACUGACUUAUCAAAAUGUUGAUAUGGGCAGUUUUGUCUGCAUUUGCAUGGUCGCAAUAACGCUGAUGAUGAUCUUUGGCGCCAUCAAGGGGAAACCCUCGCAUUUGCUGCCCUUCCUCUGCCUGCAGCUCUUCGACUUUGCCAUCACGAUCUUAACUGCCGCCGGAUAUUUGUGCUACUUGCGAUCGAUUCACCGUCUGAUCGCCGAGAGCCACAAGUUCCCGUGGCGCGAGGAGCUGCUGAAGCUCAGCCCGCAGACGCUCAGCAUUGUCGUCCUGGUGGCUUUCAUCGGCGUGGUUCUGCUGAAAGCCUACGCCAUCGGCAUCGUGUGGCGAUGCUACAAAUAUCUCACGAUGCGGCAACACAAUCUGCGCUCAAUGCUGCCAUAUAUCAUUCCCGAUGUCUCUCAUCGCCAGGAGCGCGACUACAGCUCGCUGCUGCCGGACUAUGACGAGGCGAUCGCGCAGAGCAUGAAGCAGGCGCCGCCGCCGUCCUAUCAGGUGGCCAUGGCCACGGCCACGCCCGCCAGUCCGGCGCUUGGCGCGUCGCAUUCCGAGGAAGGCGCCGCCGCCGUGACGGUCCUGGCUGAGACGUCGGCGCCGCCGCCCUACAUUCCCGCCGCGGUCACGGCCGCCGAGGUGACCGUGAACGGCGUCCCGGCCGAGGAGGGCGGCGCGCGGCCCAAAGAGCAGAACUAAGGGCGGAUCUCCGAAGGGUGUUUUUGAUUUUUGAGAAGUAGAAUUCAUUGAUGUUAUUAUUGUGUGAUUUGCAAAGACUACGCGUUAGUGUGGUUGAAACAUUAUUAAAGAUAUUGUGAAUACCUAAUUGCUAUUUGGUUUGAGAGGAAAAUCCACUUGACUAUUCCAGAGAUUCCAGAAAGUAGAUUGAUUAGAGAAAAACAAAA